CAAAAAAGAGAUAACUUCUCGCCUUUAUCUCUUCUACCUUUUCUUCUCCCCCCCUCCUUUCCUACCCGCAAUUCCUUCAAUCGUUAUAGGUGUUGACUUUCUUACGGGCCGGGAUUCUUUCGUUUUUUUCGCUCUCCCCUUCCAUCCACGUUUCCGAUCUGCUACUAGCUUCACACCUCAGCGCGGAGCGCAUUCACUCUCAUUUUUUAAAAAAGAUUUUGGAGCAUUUUUUGAAGUGGUAAUGGCAGUCAUGGCGAUGUUGGGUUCGACAACCAUGCUUGCGUGGGUCUUGUUUGGGGGGUUGACUUUUGCAACUCAACCUGUUGCUUUGACGCCCGCACAAAUUGCUGCGAAUGCUGCCGGAAAGAGGCAUAAUUCAGAUUUUAGUAAAUGGAUGAUAAUAUCACUCGCAGCUUUCGCUGCCCUUCCAUUAUUCUACCGGUUUUGCUCCGUCAUAUAUUCUCGCAUUCGCCUGCUGGUAUCACUCGGUAGUGAGAAUCAACGCUUCUUUGCAGCACCCCCGAGUACGUGGGUUUCGUUUAUUAAGAAGCAUGUCAUAUACUCGCCCCUCUUCCGCGUCCGCCAUAACCGCGAAUUUCGGCUUUCGACCGCUGUGAGCGUGGGCACUCUUCCUACUCGGUUUCAGACAUUUUUCUUGCUUGGUUAUUUGGCUGGGAAUAUUGUCUUCUGCACGGUUAUGAUUGAUCGUGCGGUGGAUACUAUGUCUAUGCUUGGAGAGCUUAGGAAUCGUACUGGGGUGUUGGCUGCUGUGAACAUGGUGCCUUUGUUCUUGCUUGCUGGGAGGAACAACCCUUUGAUUCAGCUUAUGGGUAUCUCUUUUGAUUCAUAUAAUCUUAUUCACAGGUGGUUGGGCAGGAUUGUGGUACUACAGGCUGUGGCACACACGUCUUGCUGGGUGGCGGCAAAGGUUAUGAAAUCUGGCUGGGAGGCCGUUGUAACUCCCAUCAACACAAAUCCGUUCAUUCGAUUCGGUUUCAUCUCGGUCGUCUGCUUCGUCUUCCUCAUGUUGCACUCUCCCUCUGCCAUCCGCCAUGCAUUUUACGAAACCUUUUUGGUGCUACACAUCAUGGCCGCAGCACUGGGUGUGGCUGGCCUCUACUACCAUUUGGAGAUCAAAGGCUUUGCCGGGCUCAAGCAUGUUAAGAUUGCGAUCACACUCUGGGCCUUUGACCGAGGCCUCCGCCUCCUGCGUAUCCUCUACCGAAAUGUGGGACGCAAGAUGACAACGGCAACCUGCGAGGCCCUUCCUGGAGACGCCGUCCGUGUAACGCUUCAUCUUGCCCGGCCAUGGACCUUCAAGCCAGGGCAGCACCUCUACCUGUACAUGCCGAGGCUAGCACUCUGGACCUCCCACCCCUUUACCAUUGCCUGGAGCGAGAAUGAGCAGUACAUUAAGUUCGAUGAGGAAAAGCUCUCCCUCCACCGCCAGGACAUAGCUCAUGUAGGACAAUCUACCCUCUCACUCGUCAUCCGUCGUAGAACUGGCUUCACAGACACCCUUUACAAGAAGGCUUACGGCACUCCGGAAGGGAGAUUCACCACACGGGCGCUUGUUGAGGGCCCUUACGGGAAGGUUGAUACGUUGGGCAGUUAUGGCACCGUUGUUUUGAUCGCCGGUGGAAUAGGGAUUACCCAUCCGGUACCGUACGUGCGUGAGCUCUUGGAUGGGUACGCAAAGGGCACGGUGGCCACUCGGCGAAUUACCCUCGUGUGGGCUAUCCAGAGUCCCGAGCACCUGGAGUGGGUCAGGCCCUGGAUGACGGAUAUUCUCGCUAUGGAGAAGCGCAGGGAGGUCUUGAAGGUCUUGCUGUUCGUCACGAGGCCCAAGUCGACGAGGGAGAUUCAUAGCCCUUCGGACACGGUGCAGAUGUUCCCCGGUAGACCUAAUAUCGAUACCUUGCUGGACAUGGAGAUCGACCAGAAGAUGGGCAAGGUGGCUGUCGCAGUCUGCGGGAGUGGCUCGCUGAGCGACGACGUCCGCCGCGCUGUCAGGGGCAAGACGCAUAAGGCGAAUAUAGAUUUUAUAGAAGAGGCCUUCUCCUGGUAG
Messenger RNA from Tuber melanosporum (Perigord truffle), 2068 nucleotides. RefSeq lists its product as uncharacterized. Gene Ontology annotation, cellular component: plasma membrane. The coding region runs from base 242 to 2068 and encodes 608 amino acids. Gene Ontology annotation, biological process: copper ion import; iron ion transport; intracellular iron ion homeostasis. Lineage: Eukaryota; Fungi; Ascomycota; Pezizomycetes; Pezizales; Tuberaceae. The transcript is spliced from 5 exons. The record is from RefSeq and is a predicted model, not a curated record. Gene Ontology annotation, molecular function: ferric-chelate reductase activity.